AACGAAGCUGCUGGUAUCCAAUUAACCUUUUAAGAUUCCUGUUUUUGUAAGCGCCUGUGAGUAAAUAUUAAGGGUUACUUAAAAAGUGCUAGAAAUAGGGCUAGUAUGAAAUAACAAAAAAGGGAGUGGAAAAUACUUGCUAAAAAAGUGUUACUUCUAAUAACAUGAAAAAGGAUGCGUCUUAUUGCAUAUACUAGGAUUGGGAAUACAAGGUUGGAUGGGCAUACCUACAGUUGCUACCGGCAAAUGUUUAUGGUAAGCCGUUUACGCUCAUUUACGAAUCCAGAAGUCUUUUGAAGGACUCAACUGAUGUAGCUGUGGCUACUUCCUUCGGUAGAGCGUUCCGUAAGUUACAUACUCUAUGUGAGAAGUUUGAUCUUGCUCUCGUCUUCGCCCUAUGAUGGUGUAUGCAUGUGGGUCCCCGCGAGGCUUGGCUUUGGACCGAUAAUGUUGACCUAUUUAGGUGGUCUACUUGGUGGAUAAUCUUAUUGGCUGUUAUCAGGUCACGUCGUUCCCUUCCACAGCUUAAUGUUAACAAGUUGAGUUAUCUGAAGCGUUACUUAUUUGUUUUGCCUGUUAGUUUGACAAGCGACCAUGUCGCCCUUCUCUGUACUUUCUCGAUAGUGCUAGCGUCUCUCCUUAGUGAAGGAAUGAAGGGCUGUCACUUUGAAUACCUGUAGAUGUGGCCUAACAUAGUUUUUAAAUGCUGAGGAAUUAUUCCUAAGUUAGUUUUCUAAGCUGCUUUCUUAGAAAUUGCGUGUCUGCAUUCGUCCUUGCUGCCAUUCCGUUAUAGUUGACACCUGUAUCAGAGUUUAGUUCUGCUCUGUGGUUACCUUGAUGACUGCGCACUUGUUGAGAAUGUAACUAGUUUCAUCGCUCACGGUGUGCAAAGACACAUCACCUUUAUUUCUUCAGGUUAAAGCGGACUGGUAUGAACUGUGGCAACUCGGACCGCUACGCAGUAAUGUCUGGUCCUAUGCUGAUAUUGAUGAUGACGACUGUCUAUCUUACAGGCAUGGUUAGUGUUGUCAACAGAAUUCAGUGACUAGUUUUCUAAAGUUGCCAAGACGUUCCUCUAUUCGACCUUGAAUAUGCGAACGAUAUCGUCUUAUUGUGCGGUAAUACACAGGCUAUUCAAACCCCAUUUAAUCAGUUGGUGAUUAGUUUAUUUCUCCACAAUAUUAUUAUACUAUUUUACAUGGAACAUUUCUUGGCACCCUUGCUGUAUCAUGUUCUAGUAAAUAAAUCAAUAAUCCUGUAGUUAGGAGGGUGUUAAGUGAUCAUUUAGCCCCUUUUUCAUUUCUCUUUCCAGACUGAUGGUUGAACAAACACUAUGAAUCAUUUUACAUCAAGUGAUGAAACCGAUUUGUGCGAAUUUCCUUUCUUUCAAUCCUCUCUCGAUGAAGAACAAUCAGCUGUUCAUAGUGAUUGUGAUACUGCAAAAUUAGGAUCACUUCUCAGUUUCAAUAUGUUCGGAACAUGUUCUUUAAGAAAUGUUAAGCAUAUUAUACGUCAGAAUCGAUGUCUAAAACCUUUACGACUUCAUUUGUUAAAGUCUAUUCUUGAAGUAUGCAGAGCUGCUGGCGUAGAACCAUUUGUUUACGGUGGUACAGCUUUAUCAGUUUUUCGUGAGAAUGGAAAAUUUAUACCUCAUGAUACAGAUAUUGACCUCGGUAUACUAGAAUAUGAUACCGAAGGAAAAGGCGUAUAUACUAAACUAAUGCACUACUGCCUACAAAAUGGUAUAAGUAUUAAUGGAGUAGGGAAUUUAGAAGAUUCUAUACUAGUCAGUACAGAUUCUGAUUUAUAUGUGGAUUUCUCAGCCAGUGUUAGCAAACGUGUAUGGCUUACAGCAAAGCAAUUCAAUGUAGAAGAAAGUGUUGAAGAACUAUCGUAUGAUGGAGUUGAUUGCAAGCGAAUAAAAUUUUUCUACAGUAAUAAUGGUUUAUUAAAAGCUUGUAAAUUAUUCAAUAUGAAGAUGAGAAUUGUUAGACACAUCCUUUCUGAUCCAUGUUUAGUACAUGUUGACCUAUUCACCUUAUCUAUACAUCCAAGUGAUUCAUCAAAGGAACAGAGUUUACUUGUCAAUUGGAAUUUACCCGGUAUAUAUGAUUGUAAAAAGAAGUUAUUCCCGUACACUUCAUUCUUCCCUCUAACCUGUUGUCUGUUUGAAGAUAUUAGCUUAUUGGCACCGAAUAAUUUACAAAGCUAUUUAAGCAUAGAAUAUGGUUAUUUGGGACGUGAUGCAGUUUAUGAUUGUAAAAACCAAUUGUAUAUGAAAAUAUCUUCAGAUUAUUCUCAAUGA
Messenger RNA from Heterobilharzia americana, 2305 nucleotides. The record is from the annotation of a GenBank genome assembly. Lineage: Eukaryota; Metazoa; Platyhelminthes; Trematoda; Strigeidida; Schistosomatidae.